Molecule: messenger RNA, 9576 nt
Organism: Porites evermanni
Lineage: Eukaryota; Metazoa; Cnidaria; Anthozoa; Scleractinia; Poritidae
Source: the annotation of a GenBank genome assembly
AUGGCUUCAAUUAAAGUUGGUGACUGUGACAUUCAACCCCUUAAGCAUGUUAGAAAUCUUGGCACAUGGUUUGAUAACCAUAUGUCUAUGAAUACUCACAUAGGAAAGGUGUGUAGUAAGGCAUUUAGGGGGCUUUAUAAUAUUAGGCAAAUUAGGAAAUAUCUGUCUGCAGAAUCAACAAAGUGUUUAAUCCAUGUGUUUGUUACAUCACAUUUAGAUUAUUGCAACGCUCUUUUGUAUAAGCUUCCGCAAUAUCAAUAUGACUGACUUCAAACAGUUCUUAAUGCGACGGCUCGGGUUACAUGCUUAAUUCCUAAGCUUGCUCAUAUUACUCAAGUACUUAGGGAACUUCAUUGGUUGCCAGUGAAAUUUAGAUUAGAAUUUAAGAUUGCUCUUUUAGUUCUUAAAACGUUGAACGGCCUGGCCCCACAAUAUUUAUCUGAACUACUUGUUGUAAAGCCUAGAACUAGAUACAGCCUGCAGUCUGAUUCUGAAACAUUGCUGAUGAUCCCUAAGGUGGCACGGAAGACUUUUGGCGAUCGAGGAGCCUUUUUUCCAUGCUGGACCAACAGUAUGGAAUGCUUUGCCAUAAUAGAAACUGUAGGAACAUUGACUCUUUUAUAGUACAGUUGGAGACUUAUCUUUUUAAGAAAGCUUUUAAUUUGCAAUUUUAUAUUCUUAUUACUAUUAUUAUUUCUGUCCAUUUAUUGUAUAUAUUUAUUUUCUUGUACAUAUUGUCAAGCGCUUUAGAAUAUUUUAAUAGUUAAAGCCCUAUAUUAAAUGUAAUAAAUUAUUAUUAUUAUUAUUAUUAUUAUUAUUAUUAUUAUUAUUAUUAUUAUUAUUAAGCGACUUCCACCAAUGCGGUGCUGCAAAAGAGAAAGGCUUAAUUGUUCAUAGGUAAUUAAAUUAACAGAUGGUACUUCAAGUAGUAGGUUAAUCAUGUGCCAUAAAUUGCAACCAAUAUGUUUAUGAAUUUAAAGGUUGAAAUGUUUAACAACAGCUUGGAACAAUAUUAAACUGUAGACUAAUAAAAUAAGGUCACCUAGUUUUAAUUUAAGAAUGUCACUGGUCUUUGUAUACCUUCCAAAAGGAAAGGUCUAACUACAGCAAACAGUUUACAAGGAUAAUGAAGUGUCCGCAUUAACAAGGUUGACUUUUUAUAAGAAUCUGUUGAUUGGAGAAAAGAUAAGUUUCUGUUGUCCACAUUAACAGCUGGUGUCCAGGUGAGAAAAUGUAAGGGCUUUCCCCGGGGACAAAGAAAACAAUCCGUAAUAAUGAGGUGUCUGUAUUUAGCAGGUGUCCGUAAAGCGGGAUUUGAGAGUACUUAUGGUCAACUCUCUCUAAACAGAGAGACAGGGAUCUCAGUUUCUGUAAAAGUGACACUUAGAGGUGGUCUCUGCCUGUCUUUACUUCUCUUAGUUGAUUCUCUAUAAGACGAACAUCUCUCUAAGACAGACACUGUCUUAUUCAGCGUGCAAAGAAAGUAGUGUCUGAUAGCCUGGGGUUAGUGGAUUUUGCUAUCGACUAGUGAUUUUUGUUCUUUGGUCUUGACUGACAGGUAAAAUUUGACGUUUUCAUAAUUUCCAUGGCAACAUGAACGAUUGAAUACAACCUUAAAAUUUCACUUUUGCUCAGUUUACACAAAAUUCGUUCAAUAGAUUUUCCUAUAAAUUUGCACACAGCUUACUAUAAUAAUUACUAUUACUAUAAUAAUUACUAUUACCAUUUGAAACUUUUUUGACCAAAUUUUAACCAACGGGUUUUUAGAGAAUCAAUGAUAUAAUUGUACUGUAAUUAUUAAAUGUGUCACAAAAUUCGUCUGUUCAACUUCCAUUUUAAAGUUCUCAUUAUUUAGAAUACGACAAAAGUAAAAAUUCUGCCAAAUAUCACAAAAUUUUAAUGAGUAGAUUUUAUGAAAUCGUCUUCUGUGUACCAUUGCUUUUUCGCUGCCAUGUUUGUUUGUUUAAGUUAAAACACACCCUGUCACGAAAGUUACCUCUGACCACCCACAAAAUUGUGUUCAGCCACCUUAAGGCCCAAGAUCCAUAAACAAAUUCUCUAGACUGAUCUCCAUACAUUUCUUUUAAGAAUAGUUGAGAGAAUUUGGUCUAAGAUCAAAGUGUUCUCCCUUUGGUAAUUAAUCUAGUAAUUCUCAUAACCUUUACUCUUGAUGAUCUGCUAAUGUUGUUGGGAGAAAAUUGAUGUUGGUCACUCUUGGGACCUAAAGGGUUAAUCCCUGAUGCUCCUGGAAUAUCCACCACUUAAUUUAAGCCUUGCAAAAUUAAAAGCAAACAACGAAACUAAAUAAGUUCAAAACAGAUUUACAUGUACUGCUACAAGUUAAGCAGGCUACAUUUAUAAGUUUGUACCAAAUCUCAGUAAUCAUGUGCGAUAAAUUGCAACCAAUAUGUUUAUGAAUUUAAAGGUUGAAAUGUUUAACAACAGCUUGGAACAAUAUUAAACUGUAGACUAAUAAAAUAAGGUCACCUAGUUUUAAUUUAAGAAUGUCACUGGUCUUGUGUAUACUUAAUUAGAAGGUUACUGAAAGCCUGCAAAAUUAUAGAUCAGCACUGAAUCAAAAAAAAAUGACAAAAAACAAAUAUUAUAAAUAUAGGAAUAUUUUUGUCGAACGUUAAAGAAACACAAGUUUUAGAUAAACUUACUAAGCUGUCGCUGAAUAAGAGGGCCAUUGAUCGAUAAAGGGAAAGGAGUUUAUAUGUUAUAAAAACAAAUGUAAGCUUAUAUUUUUUUUACAUAAUAAACGACAAAUCGAUUGAAUUUUGAAAAAACCAAAUCGAUUACAAUCAUGAUAAUAUAAUAGGAUUAUACCGGCCCCCAAACGACUUUUCGUUUAUGGAAAUAUACUGUUGGUAGACAACGUUAAAGGUAGGAUUACAAAAGCCAUCUCUUUGAAUAUUUAACAUUCAAUACCGCUUCGUACAGUUUCGUUCUUAACAUUAUUUUCGCGUCUAUAACAUCACAGAUCAAGAUUUCGCAGACAGCGAUAACAGUACCUUUUCCAAUUAAAAUAUAAGUUUAACAUAUUUAAGCUUUUAUUGAGAAAAACUCCCGAUGGUAAAAAAAAUAGAAAAUUUCGAUUUGUGCGAACGUCGUAUUUUGGAGCAGAGUAGAAAUAUUGGAAUGUACACAAGAUCGACGCGAAGAGGUUCGAGAACGUUUGAUCGAGAUCAUAACAAUUUUAAGACGAAACUUGAAUUGUGAUCAAGUUCUCCCUUCACGAUCACUCAACGAAAGAUUCAAACAUAAAAAAAACUGCUAAUUUACCAACAAUGACUAGAAAAGGUUAUAGUUAUUAAAGAUUUGUAAGGUAGUGAUAAUUAUCUUGUAGAAUAAGACUGGCCUCACAGGACUUCUACCAAAGGAGGCCGGAAGUACAAUUUUCUCGGAAAUGAUUUUACCUUGAGCACGUCCAUUAUCACUUUUAACGUCGUUGCCACGCUGUCGUCGUAAACUUCAGGCACGUUAGCCCCAGAGAAAGCGUCUCGGGACAUUUGUUGGAUUGGAUCAAGCGAUUGUCGUCGUGGAGAGAAAGAUUGUAUCGUUAAUAAUAAUCAUUUGACGAACAUGGCUUGUUUGCUUUUAUCUUUAAAUAUGGCGCCUUUGUUCGCAGCCUCGCAACUGUGACUUCCGCUUUUCUCUGGGGAGGGGAAAGGAGAUUUGUGUUUUCAGCUGAGGAAAAUUAAUUGGCUCCCGUUAUUAUUGUUAUUUCUACUACUGCUUUUGGCGUUAUUUAUUUUAUUUUAUUUUUUUCAUUUGGUGUAUGUAUGGGGCAAGAACUUGGAGCACGAGCCUUUCGGCGAGCAAAUUUAUGUUUGUUUUCCGUUGAAGUUUUUCCUUUCCUUUUCCGCCCUUGGCAGAUUUUGUUAGUGUCUGCUUCCGCCAUCUUCUCCAUCGGAUUGACCAUUUUUACUUCCUUUCCGACAUGAAAAAGCACUACCAGGGGCGAAAGCGUGCGACAGCAAAUAGCAGGCCUUUUUGAAAGGUUAUUUGGUCUAAUUUCAGAAUCUGGUUUUUUAGUUUCUAUCUGUGGUACAGUAAAACACCAAGUUCUUAAUAACAGUUGCUAUAGAGCUCUAUCGUAAAUUUGUUACGCGUUAUUGCAAUCACAAAAACCUACAGUACAAUGAAAUGGAUAAUUCAGUGUACAAUAUCAGCAAAACUUUGUAGAGGUUGAAAACGUAUUUAUCAAAUGCUAUUUUACUUCCAUGGGUAGAAAAAGUUAUCAUUUCUUGGCGGCCACCAAAAAAAAUGAAAAUUCAACUCAAAGAAAAAAAAGUCUACAAAGGCAAUUUUGGUUUUGUGGUGAAAACGUCAUUUUCUUUAGAUUUACUUUUCGACGGAGAGCCUUACUAUUAACACCAAGGCCGAGUUGUUCAAAGCUGGGUUAAGAUAAUCCAGGGUUAGUGUGAGGUUUGAAUCCAGAUUUCAAAGCUUAAAAAGCAUUUCAGUUUUAAUUCUUUUGUUUACAAGUUUAUGAUUGAAAGCUCUGAAAAUAACAGAGAAAAUUAUCCGAGAAAAUGCUUUUGAACACAAGAAAGAGAAACCCGGGGUUAAGCGCUAAUGGGCCUUCGAACAACUGGGCCCAGGUGUCUACCUCCAUCGAACCACAAAAUAUGGUAUCUUUUUAAGACGAAAUAAGCGAGAAUUAUUAACUUCUUAACAAUAGUCUGUGUGUAGUCGUCCACGUUGUUGGCAGAGAAGCAUAAAAUUCCCAUCAACACCAUAUACUCUUCGUUGUUUUUUAUUUGGCAGAAGCACAUUUUUGAAAAUCAAACUGACAAAAACUCAGGUUUCUUGGAUCUAAUUUUGCUCUUUUUUUAACCUGUUUUAUAUUUUCGACAAUGACUAUACUCAUGAAGGGUGAAUUAAAAGGAAAAUAUUUGUUACUCUUAACUGAAUCGACAUUUCAUUCGCUUUCCAUCAUCAUGAACUCAAAUUCGCCAGAGUGGGGCAUAUUUUUACACCCCGUAUAGGUUUAUACAGAUCAGCAAAGAUGGGAAGAGAAAAUGUAAUUACAUAACUAAAAGAAGAAACUCAAUGUCAAUUUACAUGAGAUUAUGAACAUGAAAUUGUUCGCAAGCUGUUCAAUUUUAACUUUGCUGGAGGCAAAAGGAAGAUUGUCCUAAUUAAAUUCCACUGCGAUCAAACAUCGUUUUUUAAAGGAAACAUUUAUUCUAUUCGCCAUUGAACUAAUCCAGCGAAAUGUUUAAACCUUUUCACGAAGACAGCAAACAUUAUGACCGAAUCUAAAUAAAUAAACUAAUUAAUGAAUGAAUUGCUCAGGCUUGUACACGGAAACAAAACAAAAAAAUACAAAUCUGUUAAGAAAUUGAUCAGAAAGUAUUGCGUAUUUAAGAUUUAAUUUCUUGAAGUGAUCGUUAAAACGUGAAGCUCGUGACGAAAAUAAACCACUUAACAGAGUCUUAAGUCGAUAACGACUUAAGACUCGUACCGUCGAACGGAGUACACAUAGACAUUUUGAAGUAGACAAACACCACGAAAUUAUCCUUCCAAUGCAAAGUAGCUUUUCCUCUGGAAUACGUUAAUUUUUCUCCGCACCUAAGCAAUUAACCUUGUUUUCGUUGAAGGAAAUCAAGCAGUGAUGUCAGUAAUAAAGAAGAUAGUGGAAAGGAGCGAUAUGAAAAUUAAUUCUCUUUAUAAAAAAUGUCAGUGGAGCAACUUCAAUUUGUAUUUAUCGGAACGGGGCAUACAAAAACAACGGGGAUCCAUGGCCAACAACCUUCUUGUUAGAGGUAAUUACAAGUAAAGAAUGAGCCGAACAUAAUCAAAGAUUUAAUAAUUCUUAGGAAAACAGGAGGCCAUCUGACCCCUCUAUUCUAUGACUAAGUUAAACAAAAUUUAUUUUUAUGAUGUGAUGAAUAAAUGGAUUUCAUAUAUUUGAACCGCGGUCUAAGAAGAAAUAAAUCGCAACUUGACUGCAGUUGACUCUUUAUUUAUAUUGUUCUGUUAUAUUUAACCGUUCAUUUCUCUUUCUCCAAGUAUCUUCCCCCUUAAUUACUUACUUGAAAUUAUCCGGUUCACCAUUUUCAAUAUGCGUGUACCAUUUCUCCGGCGCAUUAAAUCUAAAGUCUAAAGGCAGAGAUGAAUUUUUUUUAAUUUCAUUUCAUUGUAGUAUAUCUAUACAACAGCAAACUCAACUUGCUGGCAGGUGGGCGAAUACAUGUAUUUCUGAAAAGAUGUUUUAAACAGUCAAGGGUCGAAACCUAAUACAGUGGUAUCAUUUUGGCUGCGAACAAAAAAAGAUUCAUUUGUUACUCACAAAAAUAGCCUGACAAAAGCCAAUUACUUUCUCGCUGUGAAAACAUUACUAGAUCUUGUUAGAAUUCAGUGUUUGUUUCAAUUGCUUUCAUCAAUGUCGAAAUAAGACAGAAUACUGCACGCAAGUAUUUAUAAAACCAUGAACUAAAUUAUUCUGGUUCGUAACAAUACAGUCGUCAGUCUGGUCAACCAGACUGAAGGCAGUAAGGCAUAAACUCCACAUGUUUUCAUCCCACCAUUAUUAUAACUUUUUAUCACUGGGAAUUAGAAACUGGCAUGCUUUUAGGUUUCCUCUUUUCAACGUAGAUGCCUCUAGUAAUUAAUCGUGAGGGAAUUAUUUUUUAGACAUUUCACUCGCUUGAAAUCACUAACUUAAGUUUUCAGUUCCACAUCAGUUUGCAGCUUAAGCUGGAAAGAAGGGAACGUUAUAUAUCCCGGUAACGAGAUCAGUUUGCGCCACCUGAAAGUUCAGGGCUCUUUUUGAAACGUUAUUUUGCUUAAUUCAAAACUUGGAUUUCUAGCUCCUAUCCGUGAAGCAGUAUUUACAAGUUUAACAUAAUUGUAUCAAAUUAUCAAUAACCGCAAAAACUUACAAAGAAAUUCGGAAACUUUAGUGUCCUUAUAUCAGUUAGAGCUUUGCACGGGCGAAAAAAGAGUUAUAAAAGAGUUAUCGUUUUUUGGCGGCCAGCAAAGAAUUUUUUUUCUUAUGAGUUAAAAAUAAUAUACAAAAGCCAUUUAUACGUUUUGUGAUGAAAAUUUCAUUUUUUUAGAUUUAAUAAUUUGUCAACGGUGAGGUUUCAAAUUGACGCGAUCUUAAAAAUACGGUACUGUAGUUUUUUUAAAUGCGAAAUAUUCGAGAAUUGCCAAACGAAUAAUCCGUAACUAGUUCAUAACACUGAUAGUCUAUGUACAAUGUCUGGUCGGCCACGUGUUGGCAUCGAAGCGUAAAAUUACCUUCAACAUCAAAUACUCGAUCCUCGUUGCUUCUUAUUUAAUUUGCGAGAGAUGCACCUAUUUGAAAAUCAAAGUGACACCAUUUCAGGCUAUCCGGCUUCAGUGCCUAAACAGGUGAGGUUGGAAAACGAAUUCGAAAUCCUUGAAAAUUUCAUCCAUCUUCUCUCAUCACGUUAAGAUGAUGUUUUCAUAUUCGCAUCUAGCGAUAUUUGGGCAAGUUAAGAAUAAUUAAACUGACAGUACUAUUGCCGUUUAAUCUUGUUCUUAAUUUGUUAAUUGUGAAUUGCUUCUUCCAAUUUGAAAGUUGCGAUCUAUAGUGAUACCUGUAGUUCACAAACUGUAUUAACCUCAGUCAGUAGGGGAAAGUGUAGGAUGGUUAAAAUGUUUACUUCACUUCUGAAAAUAUUGAGUGGAAUUAAUUAUUUUUGAUGUAAGUGACAGUUUCAUAUUUUAAUAUGAAACUGUCAUUUCAUAUACAUUUCAUGAAGAACAACUAAAAACGCUGUUAUAAUGUCUUUCCCCCGGGGGGGGGGGGGGGGGCCCCCCCCAAAUAGGGGUUAUAUGGGGCGGGCCGGGGGGGAGAGAAUUGUUUUUUAGGGCUUGGUCGUUUUGUAUGGGUUGUUUUUUUUUCGAAGAAGAAGGUGUGCUAGGUGUUGUUGUGUUUGUGGGGUGGUCGGUUUUUUUCUUUCAGAAAAAAAAAAUAUGGGUGUUAUUUUUUUUUUUUUUUGUAGUUAUAUUUUUUUUAUUUUUAAAAAAAACUUUUUUUUUAAUUAAUUUUAAGAAAAAAAAAAAAAAAACGUUUUUUUAUUUUCCCCCCGGGGGGGGGGGGGGGGGGGGGGCUACUCCCAUAUAUGGGCUAUAUAGGUACGUGCCGGGGAAUAGGAUAUCGUUUUUGAGGUUCUCGGUCCUUAAAUAGGGUAUCUUUUUUGACCCUUUUGUUUCUGUGUCCCUGGUGUGGUCCUUAGAUAGGGUAGCUUAAUUGUAUUAUCUAAUACUGGAGUGUGAAAACGCCCGCCUAAACGAACAUUUUUUUUUUGUUAAACUAGGCUUAUUCUAGUAUUUUAUGCUUGAUGCUAUACAUCCAAUGUUACAGAGAAGAAAUAAAGUUUUCCUUUUCAUGCUAUUUAUAAUAUUGUUUUUUCCUUGAAUAGGGUGUCAUUUUUCGGCUUUUGGCCUUAAAAAGGGUAUCAGUUUUCGCUUUCUCAGUCCUUAAAUAGGGUUAGGGUUCAUGAACCUUCGCGGCACACCCCUAUCCAAAAUUCGCGGGAGUACCCUCCCGGGUGUCUUUCUCUCUUUUCCUAAAAAAAUGAUUUUAAGGUCUGACAGAAGAACUUUGUCCCAAUUUAGCAAGUUUUGCUGAGACUUUUUCCGCUGCAUUAAUUUAUACUGAGGGUUUGUAUAAAGAUUUCCGAUCCGUGUACACUUUCCAUUGGAAUUUGUCUUUAACAUCUCGUUUUCCUCUAGUGUACAAUGCAUAAUUAAUACCUACCUGUUCCGGAACCGGAAGCUUUUUAUUGGCAGCAUGCUGACAAACCCGUUUUCUCAUAUGGCAUAUUUUCUUGUCUGUUUGGCCAUCGUGCGCACUGAGAUUGACCAGUUUUUUCUCUUUUGAAACAAGUAGGGGAAACUAUUGGGCUGAAAGAGUGAGACACCUAUAAAGGUUAUUUUAUUUAAUUGAAAUACAAGAUUCGCAGUAAUAACGCUCAACGAAAAAUCUGAUCAGCUGUGUAAGAACACAUCGAGCUCCAACGUACCCUAAUUAGUUAUUUACAAGCUGGACUAAAUUAAAUUUAUACAGUCUUGAUGUUUGUUAACUAUGCAGAAAUCUCAACAAGAGAUGUAUAGUUCAGUGUCAUAUGUCCGUAAAAUUGCGCUGAGGAAGAAUAAAAAUAUUUCGGAAACGCUGCCAGUUUCAUUUUUACGGGCGAAAAUAAGAUGGUUUUAAUUUUUGGCUGUCAGCAAAAUAUUUUCUUAUUACACACAGAAACGGUCUGACGAAAGCCAAUUACUUUCUUGUGAAAAUAUAACUGGAUUUUUUAGAACUUGUAUUUACUUUCAUCAACCUCAAAAAGAAUGCAGUAUUUUUUCCCUUUUUUAAAAGAUGGAACACUGUAUGCAAGAAUUACCAAAUAUUAAGAGCAGGAGCCAAUUCAGAGCUCCUGUUAAGAGUCAAAACAAAACAGACAACAUAGUCAUAGGCCACGCUGAAGGUAAUAAUAACGUCAGGCACAUGUUUUCAUGCCCUUUUUUUCUCCAUUUUUAUCGACGGGAAUUGAAAUCUGACUGACAUACUUCUUUUUUAUUGAUAGCUACCUUCGGUAA